AUGGCAUCCAAGCUAGAAGAAGACCUGACCUGUGCUGUGUGCUGUGACAUCUACAAUGAUCCCGUGAUGUUGACCUGCUCCCACAGUGUGUGCAAGGCCUGUCUGCAGCAGUUCUGGCACAGCAAGGGCUCCAGAGAGUGUCCCUUCUGUAGGAGGAGAUGCUCCAAGCUAGCGUACCCUCCCAACAUAGUGCUGAGGAACCUGUGUGAGACCUUCUUGCAGGAGAGGAGUCGGAGAGCUUCGGCUUCAGGGUCUGAUGUGCUCUGCGGCCUGCACAGUGAGAAACUCAAGCUCUUCUGUACGGAUGACAAGCAGCCUGUGUGUGUAGUGUGUCGAGACUCAAAGAAACAUAAAAAUCACAACUUCAGUCCCAUAGACGAAGCAGCAGAAGAACGCAAGGACGAGCUCAAGACCAAAUUGCAGCCCUUGCAGAUGAAACUGAAGACUUUUAAAGAUGUUAAACUCCACUGUGACAAAACAGCAGCUCAUAUUAAGACACAGGUUCAUACCACAGAGAGGCAGAUCAGAGAGGACUUUGAGAAGCUUCACCAGUUUCUACGAAAUGAGGAGGCAGCUAGGAUAGCUGCACUGAGGGAGGAAGAGGAGCAGAAGACUCAGAUGAUGAAGGAGACGAUGAAGAGGAUAAGCGGAGAGAUCUCAUCUCUUGCGGACACGAUCAGAGCCAUAGAGGAGGAGAUGAAAGCUGAUGAUGUCACAUUACUGCAGUGCACAAUGCAGAAUCCAGAGAAGCCUUCAGGAUCUCUCAUCAACGUGGCAAAGCACCUGGGCAACCUGAAAUACAGAGUCUGGGAGAAGAUGAAGGAGAUGGUUCAAUUGACCCCUGUGAUUCUGGACCCCAACACUGCCAACCCCUGGCUCAUCCUGUCAGAGGACCUGACCAGCGUGAGAGCGGGGGAGGUGGUGCAGAUGCUUCCCGAUAACCCAGAGAGGUUUGAUUUCUACUCCUGUGUGUUGGGCUCUGAGGGCUUUAACUCGGACAUACACUGCUGGGAUGUGGAGGUCGGGAACGCGCCAUUCUGGAACAUUGGCGUGGUUCUAGAAUCCAUUUUCAGGAAGGGAGAGGGGAACUGUGUGACAGGAGACUGGAGUGUGACCUACCAGGGUGGGCAAUAUCAAACCCGGGCUACCCCACAGCCCCCUACUCUCCUCAGAGUCAAGCAGAAACUCCAGAGACUCCGCGUGGAGCUUGACUGGGAAAGGGGAAAGGUGUCGUUCUCUGAUCUUACCAGUAACACACACCUACGCACCUUCACACACACUUUCACUGAGAGAGUGUUUCCGUACUUUAUAACAGAGCACUUUCCUUUGACAGUCUUGCCUAUACAAGCGCCUUAA
This is a messenger RNA of Engraulis encrasicolus (European anchovy), 1356 nucleotides long. Its product is annotated as E3 ubiquitin-protein ligase TRIM35-like. The transcript is spliced from 5 exons. Bases 1 to 1356 code for a protein of 451 amino acids. Gene Ontology annotation, molecular function: ubiquitin protein ligase activity; protein binding; zinc ion binding. Gene Ontology annotation, cellular component: cytoplasm. Gene Ontology annotation, biological process: protein ubiquitination. The record is from RefSeq and is a predicted model, not a curated record. Lineage: Eukaryota; Metazoa; Chordata; Actinopteri; Clupeiformes; Engraulidae.